AUGCAAUGUGCAUCUUCCACACCACUUGUAAUACACGAUUACUCACUGAACGGAUUCGAUCAGCAAUACACUGAACCAACAGAUGCAAAUACACCAAGAAAACAUCGAUUCUAUCUCAUCAAAGACUAUAAUGAUUCACUAAAGAAUAUGACACUCUAUCCAGGUCAUACUCUUUCAUUAAUCUUUGAAGUCAACAAAUAUGAUCAACCAUCCAUUCAACAAGAUCAAAAUAAUAAUAAUCAUAAUAAUAAUAAUAAUAACAAUCAAUUAGAUGAUAAUGAUAUAAAUAACAAGGGUGUACAAUUAUGUAUAAAAUAUAUUAAUAAACUGCAAGAUACAGAUAGUUUGGUAAGAGAAUGUAAACCAUUGUGGAAAGAUCUUGUAGAAUUCCAUUGGCCAAUUACAAUCAACUGUCCAGAUAAACACUAUCAAAUAGAAACGAUCAUUCCCACUACCACAUCAACAGUUGGCUCAAUCAUUCCAUUUGAAUUUAUUAUUACAAAUCUACAGAAACAACAACAACAACAACAACAAUCGAAUGAAAACGAUACAUCUCUAACCUAUUUAAUUGAAUAUGAUCCAACCUAUUGGACACUAUCAGGUAGGAACAAAUUCACUUUUAAAUUAAAUAAUGGUCAAGAUAUUAAAUUUAAAUGUAAUUUAAUACCUGUUGCAGCAGGAUCACCAUCAAUACCGACUAUCACUCUUGUUGGAAUCAAUUCAUCGAGUAUCACUCAUAAGAAACCAACUUCUGGUCAAAUCUAUAUCUAUCCACUCUCCAAGUUUAAUUCGUCAUGCAGUGAACAAUCGUUGGCUCCAUUGCCAACCGCCAACGUAACAUCACCUACAACCACCAAAGGAGGAUCCUCUACAAAAUCAACAACAACUACUUUAACUACAAAACAACCAUCUAUCCUUAAAUAA
Molecule: messenger RNA, 924 nt
Organism: Heterostelium album PN500
Lineage: Eukaryota; Evosea; Eumycetozoa; Acytosteliales; Acytosteliaceae
Exons: 3
Coding region: 1-924 (307 amino acids)
Biological process (GO): early endosome to Golgi transport; intra-Golgi vesicle-mediated transport
Cellular component (GO): TRAPPII protein complex
Source: RefSeq, a predicted model, not a curated record